Molecule: messenger RNA, 1377 nt
Organism: Miscanthus lutarioriparius
Lineage: Eukaryota; Viridiplantae; Streptophyta; Magnoliopsida; Poales; Poaceae
Source: the annotation of a GenBank genome assembly
AUGGAUGGGGAUUGGAGUCACGGAUCCAUAGCCCGAGGGCAGCUGCCCAUCGCCGACACCCAUGCACGCAAAGCCAUCAGGACAGGGAAGGGUGCCGUGGCCGCCGUCGGGAUGGGGAAAGGGAAGGGCGCCGCCAUAGGCGAGGGCGGGCAGGAUGUCGAUCGCGGGGACACGGUCCCACCUGCCGGCGCUUUGAAAGAAGAAGAGUCGCGGUAUCGCACGUGGUUUACCGAAGAUAUUUGGGGCAUUCUUUUGCCUCGCCUCUCCUCAAUUUUUACCAGCGUCCCUGAGGGGAGAACACCGUUGCAGGCCCGGAAUAAAAGGCUCAAGGAUGUGGAGAUCAGUUUCCCUAUCGUUUAUGGAACCAUUUCUUUCUGGCUCGGUAAAAAGGCCAGCGAGUACAACUCCCACAAGUGGACUGUAUAUGUCCGUUCUGCAAACAAUGAAGAUCUGAGUGUCAUAGUUAAGCGUGUGGUGUUUCAGCUUCACCCAAGUUUCCAAAACCCAACAAGAGUCGUGGAGCAACCACCUUUUGAGCUGUCUGAAUCGGGAUGGGGAGAGUUUGAGAUAGCAAUAACCCUUUAUUUCCACAGUGAUGUCUGCGACAAGCGCUUGGAUCUGUUCCAUCAGCUUAAGCUGUAUCCAGAAGAAGAAGCUGGACCUCAAUCAACCAAAAAGCCUGUUGUCGUGGAAACAUACGAUGAGAUUGUUUUCCCUGAGCCUACAGAGGCCUUUUUCCAACGUGUGCAGAAUCAUCCAGCAGCUAAUGUGCCCAGGCUUCCUCCUGGUAUAACCCUGCCUCCCCCGGGCACUAUGGAAAUUGUCCCAUAUGAAAAGAAGCGUGGUGACACUAAGGAUCAUCCUUUGAGUCAGUGGUUCUCGAAUUUCUCUGAAGCUGAUGAGCUGUUGAAACUAGCUGCAGCUCGGCAACAGGUGCAGGCUCACAUAGCCAAGCUGAGAAGGCAGUUAACCAUGAUAGAAGGAAUGCCCCAGCAAUCGAAAGCCUUUUCUGUGCUACAGGCACGCAUGCCUGUAGAUCCAGCGGGUGCAGAACUGCAGAUCCAACUGUGCAAGGGAGGAAGACUGCACGAAGAAUAUGAGCUCCUCCUCCUCAGGAAUUAUGCUAUGCUUGUCGACUCUGACAGGGAGCAUGCGUUAACAGUAAGUUACUGUGCUGGACUGCAGAUUAGUGUGACCUGCUGUGAUCCUUUUGUUUUGCACAAGCCUUAUGUAAUCUACAUGAUGCCAUCUUCCUGUCAAUAUAUUUCUGAUCUUUGUGCCAUUUUCUAUGGACGAAAUGAACGGCAUAAUAUUCUGCUGGGACCAUUUUGUGAACUGAAACUUGGCAUAUCAGCAUGCAUGUUCCAUAUUUUCUAA